Triplophysa rosa is the source of this 903-nucleotide messenger RNA. RefSeq lists its product as uncharacterized. The transcript has 5 exons. Bases 1 to 759 code for a protein of 252 amino acids. The record is from RefSeq and is a predicted model, not a curated record. Lineage: Eukaryota; Metazoa; Chordata; Actinopteri; Cypriniformes; Nemacheilidae.
AUGGAGAGAUCAAGAGUUACUUUUGCUGUGCUUAUAUAUAUUUUACUGUUCAGACAUAGAGAAGUCUAUGGAGCAGAGAUCGAGCUGAAGGUCAGACCAGGAGACAACAUCACUCUCAUCUGUGACCGUCCUUUAACUCGUGGUUCCAUCAUUGUAUGGAUAAGAAACUGCUCUCAUGAACAUCAAUCCUCUCUCAUAAUAGAUCAUCAGAAAACUUACCACGAAACAUUUAGACGUUUCAGUUUUCCUAAAAGCACCAACAUUAAUUCAUUUGAUGUACAUAUUACUAACAUUAAAGUCUCUGAUCUGGGACUGUACUACUGUGCUGAAUACGAGAAAAAGAUAGAUAAAGAUGAAAAAGGAAUUACAUACUCUGAUGUGUACUAUUAUGGAUACCAAACAACACGUCUCUCUCUUGAUGUAACUGCCUGUUCUGGACCCUCCAGCACUGUCUCUCCUCCUUUAUCAGAUUGUUUUCUCUGCUGGACGUUGCUCUUCAGCGUGUGUCCUGUGUGUGUUCUCUUCUCCUCCAUCUGUGUGUACUGCCUCUGUCAGAAGAAAACUACAGGUGGUGGAACUGAUCACAGAGAAAAUGUAAAAACUAGAAAUAUUCCCGAGGGUGAUGAUGAUGAUGAGGUGUGUUAUGCUUCCUUGGAUGUGACAACCAGAAGACCAAAGCGACUCAAGAAGAAGCAACCGCAGAGUUCUGACUUUAGUACAUAUGCUCCGGUCAGAACGGACACGGUACAGAACUUCUGAUAAGAACGCAGGUGCCUUUUUCAUUAAAACCUUUUGACUGAAACAACUAAUUUCAUAUCUAAGAUUGUAAAGAAAAAGUAUUUCCUUUUGUAUAUACAGUAUAAUAUAUUAUUUGCUUUAGAGGCAUUGCUAUGUAAGGGCAAA